UGUUCACCUGCAUUGCAUGCUUGUUCUCUCUAUUAUCAGAAGGAAACAAACCUGAGCAGUGAGUUGGUUCACAUUUGAGUUUGAAUUUGACAUUGUUAAUAUCUCCCUCCAGAUUGUGACACAGAUUGAGACUCUAUUAUGGGCAAAGCUACAAGGUGGUUAAAGGGGUUGUUGGGGAUGAAGAAGGAGAAGGAGCACUGUGACAAGCCUGGAUCAUUGGCUUUGGAGAAGAAACGGUCAAGGAAGGAUGAGGUGAGACACAGCAAUGUUGUGGCAUAUGAUAAUGCUUGGCUCAGAACCUAUGAGAAAGAGGUUGAAAAGAACAAACAAGCCACUCUUGUGAAGUCAUUUAGCCAUGGCAGAUGCACAUUGUCUAGUGGAAGCAGGGAGAGAUGGUGGGCUGCUUUGAAGAUCCAAUCUUUCUUCAGAGGUUAUUUGGCACGAAAGGCUCUUCGAGCACUCAAAGGAUUGGUCAAGUUACAAGCUCUUGUAAGAGGGUAUCUAGUUAGAAAAAGAGUUGCUGAAACUCUUCACAGCAUGCAAGCUCUGAUAAGAGCUCAAUCUGUUGUUCGAUCACAGAGAGCUCGCCGUUCCAUGAACAAGGAGAACAUGUUUCAACCACAAAUUCCUGCAAGAAAAUGUUUGGCACGCUUUGAUGAAACAAGAAAUGAGUUACAUGGUAGAAGGGUUGCUCAUAGGCCCAAAAUUGUUCUGGUGGACACUCCGCACAAUCACAGGUCUUCUUCAAGAUCUAGGUGCAUUGCCACUACAAUGUCUGAAUGUGGAGAAGACUUGCAUUCUCAAACAAUAUCAUCAUCCUCUCUUCCUGUUCCGGGUCGAAUCUCAGUUAAUGGAUGCCAACAUCUUCAAGAUUUUGAGUGGUGCUUCAAUGUCGGUGAACAUAAAUUCUCCACUGCUCAGAACACACCUCGUUUAGCAAAUUGUGUGAUGCUAUAUAAUGCCCCAGCUUCUCCUAUGAAGAGUGUUUGUGGAGAUUGCUCCAAUUUCCCAAGCUACAUGGCCAAUACUCAAUCAUCUAAGGCAAAACUAAGGUCUCAUAGUGCUCCAAAGCAAAGGCCUGACCCCAAGAAAAGGCUUCCAUUCAAUGAAAUUAUGGCCACAAGGAAUAGCACAAGUGAUGUUAGAAUGCAGUGGUCAUCAUCAUCCAAUCCACAAGCAAAAGAAUGUUAUUGUUUUAACAAGGUUAUUUAAAGAUUUCAGUUAGUUACUGCACUCAAAAACAUCCUACAUUCACGAUAUGACUCAUAUUUUCAUCAAGAUCGAACAAUAGACAUGUCUUAGAAUUUAAGACAUUGGGUCAAGAUCGACAGUUCAAAUUUGGUGAUUGAGUGACUUUAGAGAUUCUCGACUAUAGGGAAUCCAUUUCCGCUGGUGUUAGUUGCAGAACCAAGAGGAAAAUUUGAGAGGAUACUCAUGAAGUAAAGAUGUUUUCUACUUUUGAAUUUCUGUUUUCACUAGUGGUCACAACUUGCAGAUAAUAGAACUUCUAUUGGUAUAAGAGUAUAUUUUCUAUCUUGUUCUUUUACUUAUAAUGAAUGAUUCGCUUGUAAUAAAAGAUUUGGUUUGGUUUAUAAUUGAAACAGU
Lotus japonicus is the source of this 1605-nucleotide messenger RNA. Its product is annotated as protein IQ-domain 26-like. Gene Ontology annotation, molecular function: protein binding. The record is from RefSeq and is a predicted model, not a curated record. NCBI's taxonomy places the organism in Eukaryota, Viridiplantae, Streptophyta, Magnoliopsida, Fabales, Fabaceae. The transcript is spliced from 3 exons. The coding region runs from base 139 to 1212 and encodes 357 amino acids.